Leucoraja erinaceus (little skate) is the source of this 1711-nucleotide messenger RNA. RefSeq names its product E3 ubiquitin-protein ligase TRIM39-like. Gene Ontology annotation, molecular function: zinc ion binding; protein binding. The record is from RefSeq and is a predicted model, not a curated record. The transcript is spliced from 6 exons. Bases 103 to 1545 code for a protein of 480 amino acids. Lineage: Eukaryota; Metazoa; Chordata; Chondrichthyes; Rajiformes; Rajidae.
CAGGGAGCGCAGUGGACACUCGCGGUAAUGCAGGAGUUCUGGAACUCACGUGGUUGAAAACAUUUUAAACCAGAAAGCAAAGAAAGUGCGGGAUACAAUAAAAUGGAUGCGAAACGCCCGGACGGGAGUUGGACCGAGGAGGUAGUUUGUCCCAUCUGCCUGCAUUUCUUCACCGCUCCGGUGGCGCUGGACUGCGGACACAACUUCUGCCGCCCCUGCAUCACACAGAGUUGGGACAGGGAGGGGAGAAACUCCUGCCCGGAAUGUAGAGAGGAAUCUACAAACCGCACCCUCAGGGUGAAUCGGGCCUUGGUUAGACUGUCUGAGAAAGCUCGAACACUGAGCAUGAAUCUCAAAGCGAAGAAAAGUAAACUUCACUGCGAGAAACAUCAGGAAGAACUGAAGCAGUUUUGUAAAACUGACAAGAAACUGAUCUCUUUGAUUUGUGCAACUGGGCAGCAGCACAGGUCUCACAGCUUAAUGCUGAUAGAAGAAGCAAUUGAAUUCUACAAGGAACAGGUGAAAUCUUCUUUCGAAUCUCUCACAGAAAAGGAAUCAGAGAUCCAGAAAACGGAGCAGGAACAGAAAGAGAGCAUUUCUGGAGUUCAGGAAGAGUCACGCAACCUUCAGUCACAGAUCACAUCCCAGUUUGCUGAACUGCACCAGAUUCUCACUGCGGAAGAGCAGCGCUUACUCGGAGAUGUCCGGGAAGAAGAGGAGAAGAUUGUAAAAACAAUGGAGAAAAAUCUUCAAGAGAUUCAAGAGAAUUUAAAUUCCAUUCAGGAGGAACUCUCAAAAUUACAGGGACAGAUAGACCACAAGGACGGUGUGAUAUUUCUGAAGGAGGAAGCUGGUCGCAAGAGCAGGGUUCCUGAUGAAACAAAACCAAUGUUGGUGCUAUUUGGCGCGUUGCCCAUUGAAAAGUAUGAUCACACCUUUUUCUACAAUAUGGCAUUGAGAGAAACAUCUAAUAUCAUCAAACGAGUCUCCGUCAACCUGGAUGUGGAAACAGCGCAUCCGGAGCUCGAGGUGUCUAAGGAUCGGAAGAGGGUGAGAUGUAUCCAGAUUCGGAGGAGUCUCCCUGACACCAGGAAGAGGCUGACAGGCUCGGCGUGUGUGCUGGGAUCGGAGGGAUUCACAUCGGGGAGACAUUACUGGGAGGUGGAGGUGGCGGGGAGUCGGCGCUGGAGUCUGGGAGUCGCCGCAGAGUCUGUGGAGAGGAAGAGAGGGGUCACACUGACCCCGGAGACUGGAGUCUGGAGAAUCGGGUGGCUGGAUAACAAGUUUAAAUCAUUCACCUCCACUCUCUCGCCUCUCCCUGCCCAUUCCAUCCCCGGGAGGGUGGGAGUUUAUCUCAGUUAUGAGUCCGGGACCGUUUUAUUUUAUGACGCGGACACCAAGUCCCAUCUCCACACAUUCUCUGGGAAUAAAUUCACGGAGAAACUUUAUCCUUUCUUCGCGACUUGCCAUGAAAACCAGUGGCUGAGAAUCUGCUCCGGUUCCGCUCCGGUGUGUAAAAAGCGCAGGUCCCAGGACCGGCGUUAGGAGCAAGACUGUGGGGCAGAAACCCGGUGGACAACAGGUUGGCGCUGAACGAACGGCUCCCAUUUAAUCCCCAAAUUCCACAUCGCGAAACCCUAGUGAGCGCGGAAAUAAAACCAGGGGGAAUGUAAAUGUGGGAAGAGUGAAAUAAACCGCAACUGAAAUCAGA